Messenger RNA from Ascoidea rubescens DSM 1968, 2661 nucleotides. RefSeq names its product beta-glucosidase family protein. Gene Ontology annotation, molecular function: beta-glucosidase activity. The transcript has a single exon. Bases 1 to 2661 code for a protein of 886 amino acids. The record is from RefSeq and is a predicted model, not a curated record. Gene Ontology annotation, biological process: glucan catabolic process. NCBI's taxonomy places the organism in Eukaryota, Fungi, Ascomycota, Saccharomycetes, Ascoideales, Ascoideaceae.
AUGACAACUGUGGAAAAAGUCAAUUUAACCACUGGCACUGGCUGGGGUUCUGGUCCUUGUAUUGGUAAUACUGGUUCGAUUCCAAGAUUAAAUAUCCCUUCUUUAUGUAUUCAAGAUGGUCCCAAUGGCGUUAGAUUCACUGAUUUUAUAACAAGCUUCCCCUCGGGUUUAGCUACUGGUUCAACUUUUAAUAAAGCCUUAAUCUACUUGAGAGGCAAAGCAAUCGCCCAACAGCAUAAAAUCAAAGGUGUUCAUGUCCUAUUAGGUCCAACCAUUGGUCCAAUUGGUCUAAAAGCCAAAGGAGGUAGAAAUUGGGAAUCCUUUGGUGCUGAUCCUUAUUUGCAAGGUGUUUCUGCUCGUUAUACCAUAAAGGGUAUUCAAGAAGAAGGCAUUGUGGCCUGUGUAAGACAUUUAAUAGGCAAUGAGCAAGAAAGAUAUCGACAAUUAAAUGAAUGGUCAGGAGACUAUUGGGAUAAUUUAGAACAAGCAAUUAGCAGUAACAUUGGUGAUAGAGCAAUGCAUGAAAUUUAUCUAUGGCCUUUUGCUGAUGCCAUCAAUGAAGGUGUUGGCUCUGUUAUGUGUGCCUACAAUCGUCUCAAUAAUACCUAUUCUUGUGAAAACUCCUACCUUUUAAAUUAUCUCUUAAAAGAGGAAUUAGGUUUUCAAGGUUGGGUAAUGUCUGAUUGGGGUGCAACUCAUUCUGGUGUAUCGAGUGUUUUAGCCGGCUUAGAUAUGAAUUGUCCCGGUGAAGUAAUAGGUGAGUGGUUAUCCGGUAAAUCAUACUGGGGUCCCUUAUUAACUAGGUCUAUUUACAAUGAAACUGUAUCUGAAGAAAAAAUCGAUGAUAUGGUAACAAGAAUUUUAGCUCCUUUUUUCCUUUUAAAAUCGAUGCCUGUAUUUUAUGAUAUUCCAAAUUUUUCCUCUUGGACUUCUCAUACUUAUGAUCAAGAAUUUCCUUAUCAAAAUUUUGGUCCAAUUAAACAAAUUAAUUGGCAUAUAGAUGCAAGAAAUGAUUUUACUGAAGAAACUGCUUUACAAGUUGCUCAAGAAUCCAUUGUUUUGUUGAAAAAUGAUGGAAAAUUAUUGCCGAUCAGUAGAGAAGAUGGUGUUCGUCGUAUUUUAGUCGCAGGUUCGGCUUCAAGACCAAGUAAUAAGGGUUUUAAUUGUAAGGAAAAACAGUGUGUUGAUGGUGCUUUAUUUCAAGGUUGGGGCUCUGCUACUGUUAAUCAACCUUUUGGAAUAACUCCGUAUGAAGCAAUUUCUGCCAGGGCGCGUAAAGAAAUGAUUGCCAUUGAUUUCAGUGACGAUAAUUAUCAGUUUGAUCAUACUGAGGAAUUGGCAUCUUAUGCGGAUGUUUCAAUUGUUUUUGUUUCUGCUGAUAGUGGUGAAGGAUACAUUGAAGUUGAUGGUAAUUUUGGUGAUAGAAAAAACGUAUCUUUAUGGCAAAAUGGCGAUGAACUAAUCUCUCAUAUUGCAGAUAACUGCCAUAAAACUGUUGUAGUCAUUACAUCUGUUGGUCCAGUAGAUAUGGAAAAAUGGAUUGAACAUGAAAAUGUUUUGGCAGUCUUAUGGUCUGGGCCAUUAGGCCAAUAUUCUGGUGCUGCAAUUACCAGUGUCUUAUUUGGAGAUAUCAAUCCUUCGGGUCAUUUACCAUUUACCAUUGCUAAAAAUCCUCUUGAUUAUGUUGAUAUAAUUGAGGACAUUCCUGGAGAUGGCGAGCCGCAAGAUGAUUCAUUUAUGGAGAGAGAUUUAUUACUUGAUUAUAGGUAUUUUGAUGAAAAUAAAAUUAAACCGAGAUAUGAGUUUGGAUUUGGAUUAUCAUAUUCGAGAUUUUCAUUAUGCAAUUUAAAGAUCAAAGAAAUCAAUUGUCCAAGUGAAUAUUUACCUUGCCCAUUACCAUAUUUGCCACCUUAUAGAUUUGAUGAUCAGUAUGAUAUCGCUGAUCCUGAAAAUGCUUUGUUCCCUUAUGAAGAAUUGACGCCAGUUCCCGGAUUUAUCUAUCCAUAUCUUUUCAAUGAUAAAAUUUCCUCUGUUGAUGAAUAUUGUUAUCCAAAUGGAUAUUCGCCUGAACAGCGUAAAGAGCCUGUUGCUGCUGGAGGUGGACUUGGAGGAAAUCCAGCCUUAUGGGAUGUAUUAUACAAUGUCAAAGUUGAUAUCAAAAACGAAGGACCGUAUGAUGGACAAUAUGUUGCUCAAUUAUACAUUGAGUUUCCUCGAGACGAAACAUGCACCGAUCUUUUGGACACACCGCCAAGACAAUUACGUGGAUUUGAAAAAGUUAAGAUUAAUUUUGAUUCAUCUGUUGGUAUAAGCUUUGAUAUUUUACGUCGUGAUAUGAGUGUCUGGGAUCCUCAUGAACAGAACUGGAGAAUUAUGAGAGGAGUGUAUAAGAUCUAUGUUGGAUCAAGUAGUAGAAAAUUGGACCUAUGUGGGGAAAUUGAUAUUUCUUAUGAUAAGGAAUCAGAAGAAGGAGAAGGAGAAGAUAAUGAUAAUGAUAAUGAUAAAGACGAAUUAUCGGACAUUGAUUAUUAUGGUUCAGUAAGAAGCACUGGUAAAAAUAAAAAUAAAAAUAAGAAUAAUAAAAAAGAUCUAAAGAUGAUGGAAAAUGAUGGAAAAGAGAAUUUUAAGAUUAUUUCGAAAGGAAAAAGCAGUAAGAAAUGA